Brachypodium distachyon (stiff brome) is the source of this 1450-nucleotide messenger RNA. RefSeq names its product activator of 90 kDa heat shock protein ATPase homolog. Gene Ontology annotation, molecular function: protein-folding chaperone binding; ATPase activator activity. Gene Ontology annotation, biological process: protein folding; positive regulation of ATP-dependent activity. The record is from RefSeq and is a predicted model, not a curated record. Gene Ontology annotation, cellular component: cytosol. The transcript has 3 exons. The coding region runs from base 123 to 1193 and encodes 356 amino acids. NCBI's taxonomy places the organism in Eukaryota, Viridiplantae, Streptophyta, Magnoliopsida, Poales, Poaceae.
GCCGGCGGCCUAAUUCUAAAAGCUCCCCAUCUCCAGUCUUCCUUCCGCCCACACCACGCAGCAGAUCCGGAGCCUAAUCAAAUCUAGCCCGACCAAACCCUAACUAAGCCUACCCCGCCCCCAUGGCGAAGUUCGGCGAGGGCGACGCCCGGUGGAUAGUCCAGGACCGCGCGGACGGCGCGAACGUCCACAACUGGCACUGGGCGGAGCGCGACUGCCUCGAGUGGUCGCGCGCCCGGCUCUCUGCUCUGCUCGCCGGCCUCCCCGUCCUCUCCGGCGAGGGCGGCCUCACCCUCCGCACCACCACCCUGGACAAGCUCGACGGCGAGGCCUACGUCAACAUCCGCAAGGGCAAGGUCAUCCCCGGGUACGAGCUCUCCCUCACGCUCUCCUGGGAGGCCGAGGCCACGUCCGAGUCGGGGGUCGUCAAGGUCACCGGCGCCGCCGAGGUCCCCUAUCUCGCUGACGAGAACGCCGACGAGGACCCCGAACUCCGCAUCACUGUCCGCGGCGACGAAGGGCCUCUGGCGACCCGCGCCAAGGACGCCUUCAUCGCCCGUGGCAAGCCCCUGGUCCUUGAGAAGAUCCGGGAGUAUGUAGCCAUCAUGUCGAAGGGUGGCCCAGCCAAGGACGAGCUGGAUGCUAAGAAGACUCCCACAAAGGCGGCUACAGCGACUGGUGUCACGGCUACUGCCCCUGCUCCGGUAGCGAAGGAGGCGCCGGCGCCGGCGCCAGCAGCUAAGGAGAAGAAGGCCAAGGGAAAGGAAAAGGAGGGGUUCAAGACUAUUGAGAUGACAGAGAAGCUGAACUGCCGCGCGGAGCACAUUUAUGAGAUCUUGAUGGAUGAGAAUAGAUGGAAGGGGUUCACACAGAGCAAUGCAAGGAUCAGCAAGGAAGUGGGCGGGCAGUUUAGCCUAUUUGAUGGGUCCAUUACCGGUGUCAACGAGGAGCUGCAGGAAGGGAAACUGAUCGUGCAGAAAUGGCGGUUUGGGAGCUGGCCCGACGGCGUGCACUCUACAGUCAGAUUGGUGUUUGAUGAACCGGAGUCUGGAGUUACAAUCAUAAAGCUGAAACAAACUGAUGUGCCAGAGGAAGACAGGUAUGGAAACUCAACUGUGGUGGAGAACACGGAGAGAGGCUGGAGGGAGCUCAUCUUCCAGAGGAUACGCGCGGUGUUUGGUUUCGGGAUCUAAAGAAGCGCUCUUGAGUCUUGACUGCUAUAAGGAUUUCAAUCCCCUAGGAAGCCAAGCCUGCCUUGUCAUAGUUUCCUGUUUCGUUGCCUCAGUUUAUUCAAAUGCUGGUAGACACAAAAAUUCCCAAAUUGCGGGGGGCAAAAAGACAUCAGUUACUUUGUAUUCAUCACGCUGGAUUGUAUUGUGGUGUUCUAAACUCGUGAUUCAGAUGGCGGUGAUGGUGAAUGUGUUGAUGAGCAUAUACUCGUUGAGUUGUU